AGGACUGGAGCUUCAAGCUGUUGCCAGUCUUUACAGUCUGACUGUCCGCUUGAGAGAAGUUCAUUCAGUACCUUGGUGAUCGACAACAGAACAACAUACUACAGAACAAAGAAAUCACUUGAAGUCGUAGCAGUUUUCAUUCACAGUACCGAAAUGAGGUUCCUCGUGGUCGUUUUACUCGUGUCCUUAGCUGUGUUCGUUUCUCCAGUCAUCAAGCCGGCGUGUGGACAGAAAAACAAGCCAGCCGGACAGUCAACGUCAUGUCUGGCGGGUCGUCCUGGUAUCCCUGGUCUCCACGGUACACCCGGUGCUCCUGGACGAGACGGACGAGAUGGCAGACCAGGUACUCAAGGUAAACAAGGUCCUCGAGGGUUUGAUGGGACUCCAGGUAAGCAAGGACCUCCCGGAGCUCCUGGUACACCCGGUAACACUGGUCCUCAGGGUCUUAAGGGUGACGCGGGCCCAAAAGGAGAAAAGUGCGAGCCUGGCGCAAGAAUUCUUUCAGCCUAUUCCAACUGGAAAGAAUGUUCAUGGACCAAGAUCAACGAAGGAAAAGACAAUGGGCUGAUCAGGGAUUGUCUUUUCUACAAGAAUUUCACUGAUUCCAUCCUUCAUGUUUACUGGAAUGGCGAUUUUAGAAUUAAUAAUUGUAACGACUGUUGUAAGCGCUGGUUCUUCACGUUCAACGGUGUUGAAUGCAAGACCCCUCGUGCUAUUGACGGUACCUUGUACUUGAGAAAAGGAGUGGGUCACAACAUCCACCGUGUCCGCCAUAUUGAAGGUCACUGUGACAAGAUCCACAAGGGACCUGUUCGUGUAGGAUUCAAUGUCGGGAACUGUGCCGGGUAUGGAAAUGUUGACGCCUAUACCGGAUGGAAUUCAAACAGUCGUCUUUUUGUAGAGGAGGUGCCCAGACCCCAGUCGUAAACUAUCCAUUUCCGACAAGACAUAAGCCAGACUGAUUGAAUGCGAAGUCUAGUAAAGCACUAUAACAAGCACUUUGAGAAUUUUUGAGCACUUUGUUUGAUCCAUGCUGUGUUAGUUGAAAAAAUAGGAAUAGAAUAAACGUCAAAAACUAAAUGUUACCAUUAUCGUUCACUAUAUUGUUGUGAAGUAAUAUCACUAUUAAAUGCCGCAAAAAUAUGUUGA
This is a messenger RNA of Actinia tenebrosa (Australian red waratah sea anemone), 1149 nucleotides long. RefSeq names its product collagen triple helix repeat-containing protein 1-like. The record is from RefSeq and is a predicted model, not a curated record. NCBI's taxonomy places the organism in Eukaryota, Metazoa, Cnidaria, Anthozoa, Actiniaria, Actiniidae. Gene Ontology annotation, cellular component: extracellular matrix.